AUGAAGAACACGUUGUUCGACGACAUGAGCAGAAAAUUACAGUCCAGAGACAAAGAAAAGCAGGCAGAGCACAACAAGAAGUCAUCGCAGGAUAUAACUGCAGCGAAUAGUUGCAGGAGGGGUUUCAAGAAAUGGAAACGUUGUAAAAUGGGGAGAAGAGCAUGGAUAAAGCUUAUAGUAGUCGCCACUGUCCUGUAUUCAGGCCUUAUGUCCAUUAUGCAACAGCUCAUUGUGGAAUCCAGCUCUGGAAUAUCAUACUUUUUUUGGUCUCUCGCGGGCGUAUAUGGAACUCCCAUACUGAUUCCAAUUAUCUAUGCGUGCGUGCUAGCAGCGUUCUGCUGCUCAAAAACAGCGAAAUGUGUACUGGACAAAAUUUGGAAGAAGAAGGAGAAGGAGGAAGAUCCCACAGAAACGAAAAGCAACGAAGGAGAAGUAAAUAAGAAACCGGAGACUCCCGGUAAUCAGAAGGUACCUGGAAAACCAGAAGUACCUAACAAGCAGGAAGCAUCUGGGAUAUUAGAGGUACCUAAGAAACCGGAGACACCCAGGAAAUCAGAGGUACCUAAGAAACAGGAAACACCUAAGAAAACAGAAGUAUCUAACAAAUCGGAUGUACCUAGGAAACCAGAAGCACCCGGGAAAUCAGAUGUACCUCAGAAACAGGAAACACCUAAGAAACCAGAAGUACCUAACAAGCAUGAAGCAUCUGGGAUAUUAUCGGUACCUAAGAAACCUGAGACACCCAGGAAAUCAGAUGUACCUGAGAAACAGGAAACACCUAAGAAACCAGAAGUAUCUAACAAAACGGAGGUACCUGGAACCACAGAAGUGCCAAAGAAACCGGAAGUACGCGCAAAAGCACAAGCACCUGGGGAACCAGAAGUACUCGUGAAACCGGAAUCAUGUGGAAAAUCAGAAGUACCUAAGAAAGCAGAAAGUGCAUUAUGGGCAGAUAUGCAGAAUGUGUUAGCACAAUUCGUGGAUUACAUGCACGACAUAGAGGAUAACUUAGACGCCUAUGCCACAAACUGUGAGGCUGCAGGUUGGACACGUAGAGGAUACAGGCAUAAGGGCAUAACGUAUCGCGGGCACACAGUUGCGGACGUAAUGAAAUGCAGACUGAUGGUUGGAGCAUUACAUUUUGUCACUGGGUGGCAAUCUCCUCAGCCGCCGGAUACGCACGAAUCGCAAAAUGAUAAGGACAUGAAGGCUAUUAUGAGGUGCAUGGUAGCAAAUGUUUUUGCGUAUAUAUUGGCUGGAAUAAAGUGUGGAGGCGAGUGGCUCGGGCCAGAUUGGGCAUGGGAAACCAUGAAGCAGUUUGCCCAGGCCAUCCACCAAUCGUCUAAUCCGAUUUCAGAUGGCACCUGCACGAAAGACAUAUAUAAGGGUAUUAAAAUAGGGAAAGGGAACUUAAAGGCAGCGGUAAGAAAAUGGUUCAAGCAAAGUAAACGUGUACGUGAUAGUAUAACACAAAUAGAGAAGCACCCAAAGUGUAAAAUGAAUUGGGAAAUGUACAAGAAAAGUUUUGAGGCAACAGGGGAAGCUGCAGACCUUUCCAGUAUAUUUAAGAAGGAAACCAUGCAAACGUUAGUGAAGGAACACAUAAAAGAGGUGCUUACGACAAUUAGCAAAAAGGUACACCAGAAGGUGGAGAAGGCGCGCAAAAGGGUGCAGGUUUCCGCGGACUCUCCGGAUAGUGCUGUUGAAUCUGAGGAUGAUGAGGAGAACGACGAUGAUGAUGAUGAAGAUGAAGAUGAUGAUGAGGAGGAGAAGGAUGAGGAAGCAGACGACCAUGAUCAGGACCAUGAAGAGCAGGACGCGAAUGAGAAAAGCAAGGAGAAAAAGGAGCACACGGACGGAGGCACGUCACAAGGGAAAACGGCAGAUGCAGUAGAUGUGAAGACAUCGGAGAAGGACAAGAAGAGUGAUCAGAGAUCCCCGGGACUUGCAGGAACAGAGGGAGGAAGAGCAGGGUCAACAAAGGCAGGGGACACUAACAGCCCCGCUGGAGGAUCCAAUGAUGAAGGCAACGGCGGCACACAACCACAAGUACCGGCAUCUCCAGUAUUACCAGCACCACCGCCCCCGGGGGCGCCACCUUCUCCACCAAGGAGACCAUCGAUCACUCCCCCGGAAGAACCAGGACCAGCAGGCGGAUCUGCAGGUACAGGAAGUACAGGUGUUGAGGUCAUAGAUGAGGAUGCUACAAGCGGCCCAGGUACUGGAACUACACAGAUCACGACAGGUACAGGUCAGCAGCAUGCACCGCCGGCACCCGCCCCCGCACCGGGAGCAGUACCACCAGGUGCAGGAGAACCUCAAGGACCAGCAUCCCCGGGACCUGCGCCAGCAGCAGGAAAAUCAGAGGAAGUUGCGGAACCACCAGCAGACGCACCAGCGGCAGUAGCACCGAAAGCAGAAGCAGCCCCGACAGCAGAAGCCGCCCCGCCCCCGAACCCAAAUCAAUCGGGUAGUAGUGGCAGUUUCAGUGAUGCUGAUUUGGCGGAUGGAGUGUCUGGUGGGGAAGGAAAGGGAGGUGCCGGACAAGGAGGUGCAGGAGGAGGAGGUAGUAGUGGUGAGGGUGGAGGAGGUAGUAGUGGUGGUGGAGGCAGCCGUAGUGCUGGUGGCGGUGGACCCCGUGGUUCCCCUCCUUCCAGUGGCCAGACUCCAGAAACCAAAGACCAACCUCUUCCUACCCUCCCUCCGUCGAAACCCUUCGACCCCAAGGAUCUCGUCCCAUAUGUACCCGCGAUCAUUCCCGCGGUGGUUGCUAUUGGGCUCAUUGCCUUUUUCCUAUGGAAGUAUUUUGCGUACCUCGCCAAACGACGACGAACAUAUCGAACCGUUCGUGACAUCCCGUCACCGCCACUAGACGAAGAAAUAUUGCAACAUCUACAACGCGGCGACCUGCCGCCACCCGAUUCCGGGUACACCUUGGUUAGGCAUAGGCCACCUGCGUCAACAUCCGCCCGACGACCACGCCCCACACGCGUGCAUAAGCGCACGAUCAUCGAGCUACAUCUAGAAGUGCUACACGAAUGUGAAGCGACCGAAUGGGAAAACGUCAAAGAGCAUUAUUGGCAGAUUGUCGUGGAGGAGUUUGCGCAGGACGUUGCACAUGACCUGCAGCCCGAUGCACACGGGCAUAGUAGUUCCCCGGCUUCUUCGUCGAAUCACGAUUCACCAGGCAUCCAUGUUUCCUCCACCGUGGAUCCAUCCACUGACACCGCUGUAACGGAUGCAUCUCCACCUAACGAAGAUAACCCAUGGAGUUGUAUGGAAACCAUACAGUUAGCAACCGACCCUUGUCCACCUAACGACCCCGAUCCAUGGAGUUGUAUGGAAAACAUACAGUUAGAAACGGACGCAUCUCCACCUAAUGCAGAGGACCCCGAUCCAUGGAAUUGUAUGGAAACUACACAAUUACACACGGACCCUUGUCGACCUACGGAAGAGGACCCCGAUCCAUGCGGUUGUAUGGAAACUAUACAAUUACACACGGACGCAUCUCCACCGAAUGAACACGAUCCAUGGCGUUGUAUGGAAACCAUACAUCCCGAAAAACAACAGCGGCAUGUCCAUUCCCACCCUGGGGACGCGCCGUCGUACUGCACCUACUGGAUUAACUGGAUUCACCGCAACAAGCACCUAUUGCAGGCGUGCACGACGCAGCCGUGGUUUCUGCAAUUAAAAGCGGAUUGGAAACAAUACCUACGUGAGCACAUGGUGGCAGACGCAGCAUCCAGUGAGCACAAGACAGCCGCAACCAUGGAAAGCAAGAAAUUGGAAGCAUGGAAAGAAUGGGUUGCAAAACAACAUAACCACAUUGAAACUUAUAGUGAAGAAGAGUGGUUUAGGCAUUUAUUAGAAAAUAUCGAAGAAGACACUGUAACCGCAGCAGAAAAAGUACCGGAAAAUUGCGCUAUACAUGCAGUUGAAACACACUUAGACGUGGAAAAAGCAAUGGGCACAGAACACUUGCUACACGUGCCAGAUAUACCAGAGUCCCAACCGCUGCAUCAGCCACCUCAUAUGAACAAACCGUUAAGCGCUACAACAUGGAUACUGAUCCUGGCAUUAGUCAUAGAACACUGCGAGCUCGAGAGCCGUUUGCAGGAGAAGGAGUUAUAUGUGGAUGAUCUAUUGCAAAAGCUCUGA
Plasmodium fragile is the source of this 4158-nucleotide messenger RNA. RefSeq lists its product as uncharacterized. The transcript has 6 exons. NCBI's taxonomy places the organism in Eukaryota, Apicomplexa, Aconoidasida, Haemosporida, Plasmodiidae. The record is from RefSeq and is a predicted model, not a curated record. Bases 1 to 4158 code for a protein of 1385 amino acids.